AUGGCAUCGCGUAUCGACUUAAACGUUUCUGUCCAGCUUAACGGCCACCCUUUAUUCAGAUCGCCCCAGGUAGCCAUCAGCUCCACACGCACCCGAGCUAUACAAAGCAUCAUUGAUAAAUGCGCUCAAGAAAUAGAAUAUCAACUUACUCGAGCAGGCGCAGAUGAGAGAAGAGAUGCAGAAGAAGAUAGAAGAAUUCAGGAACGUACGAGAGAGUUUAUGCAAAAUCAUGAACAAUCUUGGGAUGCUCGAUUUUAA
Messenger RNA from Sclerotinia sclerotiorum 1980 UF-70, 258 nucleotides. RefSeq lists its product with no specific name. Bases 1 to 258 code for a protein of 85 amino acids. The transcript has a single exon. The record is from RefSeq and is a predicted model, not a curated record. Lineage: Eukaryota; Fungi; Ascomycota; Leotiomycetes; Helotiales; Sclerotiniaceae.